Eleginops maclovinus (Patagonian blennie) is the source of this 4186-nucleotide messenger RNA. Its product is annotated as polyhomeotic-like protein 1. The record is from RefSeq and is a predicted model, not a curated record. Gene Ontology annotation, cellular component: nucleus; PRC1 complex. The coding region runs from base 191 to 2887 and encodes 898 amino acids. Gene Ontology annotation, biological process: negative regulation of DNA-templated transcription. Gene Ontology annotation, molecular function: zinc ion binding; chromatin binding; histone binding. The transcript has 15 exons. Lineage: Eukaryota; Metazoa; Chordata; Actinopteri; Perciformes; Eleginopidae.
ACACCAUCAGCUGCAAAUUUAUGCAAAACAGUAAAAUCACGGCUGCUGUGUUGCUGCUGCAGCCAUCCUGCAAAGUACAAGAAAGGCGAGACAGCGAGAAGCUCCGGACCCCGCGGAGCUGCCCGGAGUCGAGCUGUAGCGGGCAGCCGGUGCAGGAGGAGGCCGACAAACCCAGACCGGUGACGCAGCCAUGGAGACAGAUGGAGAGCAGAACCAGCAGGGGGCCUCGACCAAUGGGAACGCUGCAUCUGCAGCAAGCUCUCGCCCCUCUCCAAUGAAUUCCAUGUCUCUCUAUGAAAGACAGGCGGUGCAGGCCCUGCAGGCGUUACAGAGGCAGCCUAAUGCCGCUCAGUACUUCCAGCAGCUGAUGCUGCAGCAGCAGAUCAACAACGCCCAGCUGCAGAACCUGGCGGCCGUACAACAGGUAAAGGCUACUCUGGCUGCCAGUCGUCAGUCAAGUCCUUCCGGCAGUGGCUCUUCUCAGACCACCAGCACCACAGCUGCCAGUGUAACAUCUGGAUCUACAACCAGCAGCCGUCCUAUGGGUGCCCCGGCAACGUCCACAAUCAGCCAAUCAGUACUGUUGAGUGGGACUGCAGGGGGGCAGGGACAAAUGUACCUGAGGGUCAACCGCUCCCUGAGGGCCCCCAUCUCCUCACAGCUCAUCUUUAUGCCCGGAAACACGGCCACUGCUGCCGUGGCGACCGUCACCCAGCAGCCACAGGCUCAGCAACAGGAAGCAACAACAACUUCCAGCAGCCAAUCAGAUAAUGACCAGGUGCAGAAUCUAGCCAUGCGAGGGGUGUCGGGUCCCAAAGGUGUUAAGACUGAAGCCCCAGAGAGGAGCAAUUCAGCUGCUUACUCCCUGGUCCAGCCUUCCCACCAAUCAAACUCCCCCAGUAAGCCAAACCAGCCACAUCACCAUCCGCCCCAUAUCAAAAUCCCGACGUACCCUCAGCCCACCAACCUGAAAGCCCACCCUUCCUCCUCUUCUGGGGCCUCCAGCUCCACCUCCUCCAUCCCUCUCUCCCAGCUCCUACUUCACGGGACACGGACCCUCACUACAAGCACCACAGUUCCCACAACAGCACACACUCUGGUCCUGACAUCCAGCGCCGCAUCCCAGGCCCAUGGCUAUCCUGUUGGCACGGCAACCAUCAAACCAGCAGUCAACGCUCAGACUUUGGUGGUGCAGCCGCUGCAAAAGACCUCGAUUGGUGCGGAUAAAUCCGGGCAUGGGAAUGGACCCAUCCCAAUACAACCUAAAACUCUGCAGGGGCUCCGCCUGCCCCUCCAGCUGCCCUCCAGGAACCCCCCUCCCAUCCUGCCUGCCCCUCCACCAGUCAACAGCUCCGCUCAGCCCCCCCAGCCGCCGCAUAUCCCGGUGCAGAUCGUGGGUGCGAGGCAAAGCACCAUGGGAAACACCCAGGCUCUGACUCUGGCGCGGGGCAGUUGCUGCCCCGACGGAACCACCAUCCUCAGCAGCUCCUCCAGCCUGCUCACCAUGGUGGCGUCAAUCGCUUCCAGGGAGGGCGGGGUUGUGGGCCGAGGGGUGGGGCUAAAGACGCUGCAGUCGCCUCAGGAGGCUCCCCCGUUGGCUCAGGUGUCUCAGGUGCACCCGCAGGCUGUUCAAAACUCCGGACAGAAUCAGAAUGGAGCGCUGACUUCAAGCCCCGCCUCCUCCCAGGCCCCCAUUGUGUCGUGUCCUCCCUCCUCCCUGUCUCGCUCCUCCCUCUCCCUAUCUCGCACCUCCCUCUCCCUCCCCCUGGUGACGGAAGAGCAGAGAGGGGCAUCAUCUGCUGCCGUCACCAAUGGAGACGCAUCAAGAAGUCAGACACAACAGGGGAAACAGUCGACUGGCUCAUUAAAAAGGAAAUCAGAUUCUAAUUCAGUCAAUUGCGAACACGGCCCCUCCCCACCACGGCUCCAGCCGGUCAGAGAUCACGCCUCAACACUCCCGACCAAUCCCAUCGAAGCGGGCUGUGGCGCUCCUCCAGCCUCCUCCUCUCCCUCCCCGCCGCUGUCCGUGUCCCGUGGGGUCCUCCAGGGAGAGAGAGCUCCUCCCCCCCAAGCUGUGGUUAAACCCAACGUCCUUACACACCUCAUAGAGGGCUUUGUCAUCCAGGAAGGGGCAGAGCCAUUCCCUGUGUGUGGUUCAGUGAAGGGCUCCCCUGGGGAGGAUUUAACCAAUGACAGUCUGGACACUAACCAAUCAGAGACUGUUACAACCGCGACAGUGCUGAAGUGUGAGUACUGUAAAAACUUUGCUCCUGCCAGCCAGUUCAGAGGCACCAAAAGGUUCUGCUCCAUGUCUUGUGCCAAGAGUAUGUAUUGGUUCCCCAGGUACAACGUCAGCUUCAGGCAGCACUUCUGCGUGCGGCAGAGUCAAGGUCACGCUCCAGAUCAUGAUCCAGGUCACCUCUCCAACUCCGACGAGGAAGGGGGGAUUGCCAGGCGGAGGGUCCCCCGCAGGACAAGUUCAGAAAUAGCCAGUGCCAAGAUAGCAGGGAGACCCAUACCUGUUAAGUGCCAUUCAGAGUCCAGCCAUUCAGACGAAGAGUCCAGUGGUGAGGAGGAUGAAGAUGACCCCAUGUCCCUCUCGCCAGCCUCCUCCGCUUCCUGCCACCAGCCGCCUCCGCCACUCCCAACGGAGAGUUCUGAUCCCAGCUGCCUGCCUGCUAGCCCUGCCCAGUGGGGGGUGGAGGAAGUGUCACAGUUUAUUUCCACACUACAAGGCUGUGAGGAGCUCGCCCCCCAGUUCCUGUCGCAGGAGAUUGACGGACAGGCCCUGCUGCUGCUGAAGGAGGAGCAUCUCAUGUCCACCAUGAACAUCAAGCUAGGUCCUGCCCUGAAGAUCUGCGCCCACAUCAACACCCUGAGAGACUGAUGUCAGUGUUCCCCCUGUUAAGAUAUUAAACUCCAUUUUCUAAACAAAGCCGAGGCCCUUUAGCUCCAGCUGCUUCACUUAAAUCUGUUGUGGAUAUGUCCGCUAUGGUGCACAUUUUCAAAGGUCGUAUUAGCACAGAAGUAUUAUUAAUCUGUCAUUUCUGUGAUGUUCAAAAAUACUAAAGAAUACCAACUUCAUUUUGGUGAGGUCACAUGUCCUAAUAUGAUAUUUCUGUGCAAAACUAGUGCACUAGUUUUCCUCAAGUGGUUUCCUUUUGCUUUUUUGUUGCACAAUUUCAGUCUAAUGUCUGCAUUGUAAAAUGAAGGUUUUUGAAUGUAUUUCAAUGCAGAAGUCAAUAGGACAAUAAUAGAAAUCUUUGACGAAAUGUUGAAAAAACUGCUAUUCGUCCGUUAUGUCAUAUUGUACAGGAAAGGUAUUUUUUGCAGACCUUUGUCUUUUUUGUUGCUUCUGAGAACAUUGUUGGUUCUUAUUUAGGAAAACUGUAUUUUUGGGGGGAUUACAACUUAUUAAAGCCGCAAUCAGCAUAGCAUUAGGACAGAAAUUAAGGAAACAAACAUGCCAUAUUUAAUUCAAAUCCACCCAAAACUAUGAGUCAAUAUCUCAAAGAUGACACUUGAUUAUUUUACUUGUACUUACAUUUUUUAUAGGGAAGCGCUUAGAUGUUUCAUAGCUCUGUUAUUUAUAAAACUAGUAUUUUCAAAACUGUAAUCAUAAGUGUAGCUAUCACCAUUUUGAAAUGGUGGCAUUUUUGUGAGUGGUCUAUUCUACAGUUUACAGGGUUCAUGUACAGUACAUACAUGGUACUGUCCAAUGAGUCCAAAUGAAACCCAAGUUCCUCAAUCUUUGGCAAAAGAAGGGUAGUCUACAAAAUCUGAGACUGUAUUCUCUCAUUUAAAGAUUGUUCCUUUUCCAAAUGGUUUAACCGCCUGCUUCUGAUCUCUACAGAUGUGUCUGUAUGACGGAAGGGUAGCGGCAUGGGCUUGAACUUCUGAAAUUUUAAAGGAGUGCUGUAAAAGAUAAAUAAUGAAAGUAACCGACAGAUGUAAACUGUUAAACUGAAUAAGCUGUUGAUUUGAAGUUGUUCUAACCUGCAUUCAUGAACAAAGCCAGAAGGUUCUUAAAGAAGAAUAGGCUUGCAGCCACAUGUGGACCUACGUUUAGAAUGGAUGAAGAAGAAAUCAUACCUGAAUGACUGAGUGUGUGAAUGGGGAAAAAAAACCUUGCCUGUAAUAAGUGUAAAAAUUGCCUUUAUAUUUAAAUGCACAUUUAUUUGCUGGA